Messenger RNA from Mucor mucedo, 1020 nucleotides. RefSeq lists its product as uncharacterized. Lineage: Eukaryota; Fungi; Mucoromycota; Mucoromycetes; Mucorales; Mucoraceae. Gene Ontology annotation, cellular component: cytoplasm; nucleus. The record is from RefSeq and is a predicted model, not a curated record. The transcript has 5 exons. The coding region runs from base 114 to 947 and encodes 277 amino acids. Gene Ontology annotation, molecular function: RNA binding.
UUUUUUUUUUUUUAGUUCUUCUUUCUUCUUCUUUUUUGUAUACAUAUCUCUUUUUUUGUCAAAUAGUUUUUUUUUUGUAUAUAUAAAAUAUAUAAAGAAAGGAUAAAUAUAUCAUGUCAUUCACACAAAAUCGUUUUGGAGCCCUUUUAGGGGAAGAAGAAACUGAAAUCGAUAAGCUCGGUAACGUUAAGCCCAUCGAAAAGAAGGGAGACCCUCAACCACCCACUAGAAAAGAAGUUCGCCGAGGCGGAUUCAGACAACCUGCAGUCUCUCCUCCUUCAAGACGUGAUCGCGGUAACCGUAAGGAUGUCAGUGAACCCACUGAAACUACCGAAACUGCUCCCAAAAAUACUAGACCCGAAAGACCAGGUCGUCCCACCGAUGGCAAUGGUAGAGGACGUCAAUUUGAUCGUCACAGUGGUACCGGUAUUCAUGAUAAUGAAAAGAAGGUGAACAAAGGCUGGGGUGAAGCUGGCACUGCCGAAUUCCAAGGUGCCCAUGACGUAUUGGACCCCAAUGAUCCAGAUGCCGCCGAAACUGCUAAGACUCGUGUCGAAGAACCAGAGGAAAACACCAAGACAUUGGAAGAAUACCUCCAAGAAAAGAAGUCUUCUCAAAACUUCCGUGUCCAAGACACCCGUAAGGUAGAUGAUGCCGAUUGGAAGGGUGCUGUCGUUCUCGAAAAAGAAGAAGACUUAUACUUUGCUGGAAAGGAAUCCGAUCCCAAAUUAAAGAACAAGACCAAGAAAGAAAAGGUCUAUCUGGAAAUCGAUCAACCUGCUCAUCGCAGUGAAAGCGAAAACCGUCGUGGAGGACGUGGAGGUCGCGGUGGUCGUGGUGGUAACAACAGUCGCGGUUCUCGCGGCGGUAACAGUCGUGGUGGUCGUGGUGGUCAAGGUUCUGUCAACUUGUCAGAUGCAAAGGCUUUCCCCACUUUGGGAGCAUAAAAAAAUCUAUUUUUCUCUCCAUAAAAUAAUAAAAUAAAAAUAAAACACUAUAACUUGUUCAUUACGUCAUUUA